Apodemus sylvaticus (European woodmouse) is the source of this 2649-nucleotide messenger RNA. RefSeq names its product nuclear body protein SP140-like protein. The coding region runs from base 511 to 2304 and encodes 597 amino acids. The transcript is spliced from 19 exons. The record is from RefSeq and is a predicted model, not a curated record. Gene Ontology annotation, cellular component: nucleus. NCBI's taxonomy places the organism in Eukaryota, Metazoa, Chordata, Mammalia, Rodentia, Muridae. Gene Ontology annotation, molecular function: DNA binding; DNA-binding transcription factor activity, RNA polymerase II-specific; protein binding. Gene Ontology annotation, biological process: regulation of transcription by RNA polymerase II.
UUACGAAGCCACACCUUCUGACUUUUCUUACUCUGUGGCUUAGUUAUGGGGUCCCAGCUCCUCUGGUUCUGAUUCACUAGGGUGCCAGGACAGCCACAGGUCUGAGAGACUGCAGACAAUCUGACUCUUCCUGGUCCUUCCGGGCACCGCCCCCCACUUAGGGCCUAGGAGCCACUUCCUUCCUAUCCUAACCAACCAGCUGGCCUUAGACAGCUCUGAACCCUUCGCUGAAACAGACCCUUCCACCUCCUUUCCUUGGAGGGCAGGCAGCAGGGGUCCCAGGUUUCUGGGGACUUGGGCUGUCUUGGCUCCUCCCCACUGGGGCAGAGACUGGGGGCGGGGGGGGGGCAGUGCGUUAGUGCAGUGACCUCAUAGCUGAGCAAUUUCACUUUCCUUUUUCUCCUCUUUGGAGGCCCCUGAAAAGAGUUCUCUUUGGGCUUCCCAGAGACUCAGAGGGGGUUCGGUCUGCCCUGAGCCAAGUUCAGGGUCCCUUGGACGGUCUGUGUAGAGAUGGCAGGAGGAGACAACGUACUCCACAGCAGGACAAUCCUAGAGGACCAGAAUGAAGAAGAGUCAGCUGACUAUCAGCUCUUGUUUAAGCACUUCAAAGAAAACAAGGUGGAGAUAGCAAGCGCCAUCACCAAGCCAUUUCCUUUCCUCAUGAGCCUUCGAGACCGAGACUUCAUCUCGGAGCAGAGGUUUCAGGAAUGUCGAGAAACAUGUAAGAACCUGGUCCCGGUGGACAUAGUGGUGUAUGACAUCCUGACUGAGGUACAGAAGAAGUUUAGCCGGGAACUUCUGAAAGUGAUAUUCAGCAAACCGCACCUGAAGGCCUACCCCGACUUAAAGGAGACUCUAAAACACUUCUUCCUAAAUGUUUCUGACAAUCAGAGGACUCCUCAGAGGAUGAAUGGAAGAGAUGUUGAAGAGAGGCCCAGACUGCCAUCAGUCGUUGUGGAAGCAUCCAGUAGUCCUGGAAAUUCCAAUACGAAUGAUAAGCAAGCAGAGGAGGUGCCCAGCCUUCCACAAUGCAAUGGAGGAGAUGGAAGUAGUUCUGGGGAACAAAUGUGUGAUGGCCGAGAGCCCCAGGACGACCUGUCCUCAUCCCUGAGACAUGAAGCAGGAGCACAGCAGCCCACAAGUGAAAAGUGUACCUGUGUCAUGUGUUCCCCAACAUAUGUGCCAGAAGACCUGGAAGCAAGGAUGGGAAGCAGCCAAGGAGAAGCAGUAGACACCCGGAGGAACAUUCCUGCUAGAAAAUCCAAGAAACAGAGAAGAAAAAAGAAAGGUUACAACUGGUCAAAAACAAAAUGGAAAAAGCCAGUGAGUGUACAGAGAAAACGUGGCAGAAUAGCUGUUGGCCAGGCAGCUUUCAGGAGGAAGAAGAUGAAAAGGAACCCAGGACUCUCUGCUAAGAUCCGGGGUCCAAGAAGGCGCAGAAAGGAAAAUGCCAAUUUUAAUGCUGAGUUGCUUCCCGUGACGUGUGGUGACUUGAAGGGAGUUUUACACAAGGAUAAAUUCAAACAAGGAAUAUCUGUGAUGUCCAUACAGUGUCAGGAUGGGAACUGGUUCACACCCUCUGAAUUUGAAAUCAUGGGAGGCCAUGGACCGUCAAAGAACUGGAAAUUGAGUCUGCGCUGCUAUAAUUGGCCCCUGAAAUUCCUGAUCCAGAGAAAUUAUCUACCCAAUCCUCCACGGAUAUAUGGCAAGAGAAAAAAGAAGAGAACACAGAACUCGUUUCCUUCCCCAGCUGACCUUAGUAAUCAGAACUCAGAUGAAUGUGAGGUGUGUCGGGACGGAGGAACACUCUUCUGCUGUGAUACCUGUUCCAGAGCCUUCCAUGAAGAGUGUCAUAUCCCAACAGUGGAAACUGAGAUGACACCAUGGAGUUGCAUCUUCUGUAGGAUGCAGUCCUUAGGAAGUCAACAGAGUCUUUCAGAAUCUGAGAUACUGAAGAGGGAGAUGAUGCCCCAGGAACAGUUGAAGUGUGAGUAUGUUCUCUUGAGAGUCUAUUGCUGUUCUGAGAGCUCCUUUUUUUCCAAGAUGCCAUAUUAUUAUUAUUUUAGAGAGAUUACUGUGGGUGUGCAAGAGCCUAUGUGGCUGGACAUAAUCAAGAAAAAGCUGAGUGACCAGGCUUACUUCCAAGUAAAAGACUUUGUGCAAGACAUGAGGCUCAUCUUCCGGAAUCACAGAAUCACGUUCAAGGACCCUAAGUUUGGUGAAAUGGGACUUAGACUGGAGUCCAAGUUUGAGAAGAGUUUCAAGGAAGUGUUUGCUAUUCAGGAAGCAAAUGAAAAGAGUUGACAAAAAUCAGAGAUGUGGCCAGUGUCCUGGGACAAUCUUCACAUUUGGCCAUGUCUGCCCACCUGCAGCAGCAAUGAGUGGUCUUUACAGACUCCAUCAUUCCCAGACGAUUGCUCUGAGUCACAUGGAGACAGAGAGUUACAACUGCUGGCCUGGGGGUCUAAACCCUGUCUCCCCAUGAAAUCAAGAGUAUGGUACAUUGCUGCUCUCUGCUCUCCAAGGGUCUAGGCUGGAGCCUGACUCCAACUGGCUUGGUUUCGCACCACACCUCACAUACAUAUCUUGCUUGUCUCCUGCUCUCCCGAGAGCAAUCCACAAUAAAUCAUGAGCUUCCAAAACUUCAAA